This is a messenger RNA of Teleopsis dalmanni, 738 nucleotides long. RefSeq lists its product as uncharacterized. The coding region runs from base 12 to 530 and encodes 172 amino acids. The record is from RefSeq and is a predicted model, not a curated record. Lineage: Eukaryota; Metazoa; Arthropoda; Insecta; Diptera; Diopsidae. The transcript has 2 exons.
AUUUUUUAAAUAUGGACAGAAAAAUUAACCAAAUUUUUUCGUUUCUAGUCGAAAUUACUAAAGUAAACGUUGAGUCUGGGUGGUAUAGAUCUUCCACCAUCUAUCUAAUUAUAUUUACCAGUUUGAUUGGAUUUCUGUUUAUAAUAUAUUUAAAAUGGAAAGUACAAGGCAAUCCGGCAGACAAUCAGCACAGAAACUUGGAGCAAAAUCAGAACCAAAGCGAUGUAGGUGUUGGCGAUAGCAAUAGAAUUAAUACUGUUGCAGAAGGAGAAUUAGUUGCUAAUCAAGGACUUACACGAGAUCAACCUAUUGUCAACAGUACUGCGAUGGAUCGCCGCGAUGCGGUUAAUAGCCAAAUUAGUUUAAAUAAUAAUACAGCUAAUUCACGUGGAACCAUAGUAAGUCGCACCACACUUCCACAAACUACUGAAAGUGUCGUAAGUCGCUUAUCUCGUGGCAGUGCCAUAGGUCAAAUCAGAUCAAAUGCAUCGCAUGAUAUUGGACCCCGCCAUCUAUUCCAUUCAGAAUAGCAGCAUCGAUGUGGUUUUUCUUUUUAGAAAGCCGAGACUUAGAGUGUACGCAUUAGUCAUAGAUGUUAAUUCUCUACGAACUCAUGUAGUUAAACCCAUUAAUGCGUAUUUUGUUAAAAAAAUUAGUUUUUAUAGAUGGGUAAUGUUAAGAUAUCGACAUAGGCGUAAGCGAUGUAUGAAAGUCGUAUUUUUGAAAACAUAAACUAUU